Messenger RNA from Mesocricetus auratus (golden hamster), 2456 nucleotides. It is a transcript of the gene Dcph1, whose product is annotated as acidic residue methyltransferase 1. Gene Ontology annotation, molecular function: phosphatase activity. The coding region runs from base 362 to 1528 and encodes 388 amino acids. Gene Ontology annotation, biological process: DNA damage response. Lineage: Eukaryota; Metazoa; Chordata; Mammalia; Rodentia; Cricetidae. The transcript is spliced from 5 exons. The record is from RefSeq and is a predicted model, not a curated record. Gene Ontology annotation, cellular component: cytoplasm; nucleus.
GGGGGCGCCUGCCCGCCGCGCUCGCCAGCACCAUCAGCACCUGCUGUGUCGCGUCUUCCUCGCCGUCACGUGUUGCCGGCGUUUGGGAACCUGAGGCAGGAGGAUUGCUGCGAGUUGAGGCCAAGCUCGCCCGAGUCGCGAGUUCAAGGCCCCCCUGGGAUCGGUUAGGGAAAGCCCGUCUCAGACUCAACCAGGGAGGAGGAAUAGCACUGCCGGGGGCAGGAAUUUAGGACGCCUGCCUACUGAGAGGUCGUUUGCAUAUCUUACCGUUAAGGACAGACUACCACAGAUCUUAACCAAGGCUAUCGAUACAUUGCAUCGACAUAGAAGUGAAUUUUUUGAAAAACAUGGACAGGAAGGAAUGGAAGCUGAAAAGAAAGCCAUCUCUCUUCUUUCUAAAUUGCGGAAUGAGGUACAGACCGAUAAACCGAUUAUCCGCUUGGCGGAUAAAUGGGUUGACACUGACAUAUGGAAUCAGUACCUGGAACACGAGCAGAGUCUAUUGGAUGAGAGCGAUGGGGAGCCACACUGGUUCUUCUCGCCCUGGUUGUUUGUAGAGUGCUACAUGUAUCGGAGGAUUCAUGAAGCCGUCAUCCAGAGUCCACCAAUCCAUGACUUCGAUGUAUUUAAAGAAAGCAAAGAUGAGAACUUCUUUGAGUCUCAAGAGUCCAUCGAUGCUCUGUGCAUGCACUUGGAGCAGCUGAAACCAGCCAGAGACCUCCACAAGGACCAGCUAAAGGACGAGCUUUUUAAACUUCUGCAGAUCUCCCUCUGGGGGAAUAAGUGUGACUUGUCUCUAUCAGGCGGAAAAAGCAGUUCCCAGAAGACCGAUGUCAUGAACUCUUUGGAAGGCCUAAAGCCAUUCAUUCUGAUAAACGACACAGAGUCUCUUUGGGCAUUGCUCAGUAAAUACAAGAAAACAGCAAAACCGCCUGUAGUUAGAGUAGACAUCGUUCUGGAUAAUUCUGGCUUUGAACUCAUCACAGAUCUAGUACUCUCUGACUUCUUGUUAUCCUCUGAGUUAGCUACUGAGAUUCAUUUUCACGGAAAAAGUAUCCCAUGGUUUGUGUCUGACGUAACUGUGCGUGACUUUAAUUGGAUACUUGAACAUGUGAGGAGUAGCAGUCAGAAGUCCAUGGCCACCUGUGGUGCCGACUGGGAAAACCAUGUUAAAAUGGGCAGAUGGAUUUACCACGAUCAUAUAUUUUGGACUCUGCCUCACCCAUAUUGCGAGAUGCCCCAGGUUGCCCCUGACUUGUAUGCUGAACUACAAAAGGCACACCUCAUUUUAUUCAAGGGGGAUUUGAAUUAUAGGAAGCUGAUGAGUGACAGAAAAUGGGAGUUUACCAUUCCGUUCCAUCAGGCCCUGUGUGGCUUCCACCCGGCACCUCUGUGUAGCAUAAGAACAUUAAAGUGUGAGCUUCAGGUUGGUCUACAGCCCGGUGAGGCUGAGCGGCUCAUGGCUUCUGAUCCCCACUGGCUGACCACCGGCAAGUAUGGAAUAUUUCAGUUUGAUGGCCCACUUUGACUCUGCUCAGGAAUUCCCAGUUAAUCUCCUCUCGGCCCCAGAAAAACAGUGCGUGGAUCUAGUCCUGACUUUCAGCAGCCUGGGGAGCCCCAUUUUCUCAGCUCCUGUGCUACCUUACACUGUAGAUGAUGCUUCCUUGGGACAAUUUCCCCAUUGCCACAUUUGGGAAAGACAGGGUUUUAAGCUAAUGACACUCUGCUGGGAUUUUAAUCACUAUUUCAAGCUAAAUGCAUACUUUCAAGUGGUUUUAAUGAACUCAGUUUUAAUUGCAGAGAAUGCAAAAUGAAUGUGAAUUCUGCUUUUUAAGUUAGUUUAAUCCUGUUUUGUUUCUUCCUUAAACAGGACAAUUAUUUACUAUUGUAAGAAGCAAACAUUAUUUAACUUAGUUCUGGCUCUUGAACUAAGGGUCUAGUGAGCACAUGCCCCGUAACAGCUCUACAGGGAGGCAUGUCUGUGAUGCUUGAAUACACAGAGACAGAAUUACCUCAGACCUGCACUGCAGCUGCUCUCUUGCAUGCAUCUAAGUCUUAAAUGCCUGUCUGCUUGCCUGACUUUGCAUUUUGACUGACCUGUGGUAGGGGUCAAAGCACAAACUGAGCAUUGUGAAACAGGCGGUGUUUAAUGAAGUACAAGCACAGAAGCUUUUAUUCUCCAUAGAGGCCCACGUUGAAGUCACCACCACACAGGUGCCCAGACAAACACAGCUUCCGUUUGCAGACGCAGAAGAGUGUGUCAGAUGGAAAAGCUUGUUUGGCAUUGUUUUUGAUACUGCCAGUCGGAGCUCAUUCUUUAUAUUACACAUCGUGUUGUUCCUCACCUCAGCCGUCAGAGUCAGCAAAUUCAUGCCACUUUGUUUAGAAACAACAGAUUGGAAACAAACCUGGGAAUAUUUUACUGUACUGGAAUAAUAAAAUGAAUUUUACUGAGA